Molecule: messenger RNA, 1494 nt
Organism: Knipowitschia caucasica
Lineage: Eukaryota; Metazoa; Chordata; Actinopteri; Gobiiformes; Gobiidae
Source: the annotation of a GenBank genome assembly
AUGAAGACUCAGCUGGUCAGCGCUAUCCAGCUGCAAGAACUGGAACUGCAUGAGAAACCUGUCAAUAAUAAUGAAGACAAGCCUGACAAAAGCACGGCGUCCAACCCAACACAGACCUACAGUGUGGAGGACGCCGUGGAGACCAUAGGCUUUGGCCGUUUCCAUAUUCUCCUCUUUGUAAUUAUGGGAGCCUCGAAUAUUGUGGAGGCAAUGGAGAUCAUGUUGCUGGCUGUGGUGUCUCCGGAGAUCAGAUGUGAGUGGCACCUCGAGGACUGGCAGGUGGCCCUUGUUUCAACGAUGGUCUUUCUGGGCUUUAUGGUGUGUGGUGUUCUUGCAGGGUACUUAGCGGAUAGAUAUGGACGCUGGACAGUGGUGUUUUGUGGAUUUGUAUGGAGCGCUUAUUUCUCUCUCCUUACGUCCUUUGCACCGACGUAUGGCUGGUUUAUCUUCCUGCGCAGUAUGGUGGGCUGUGGAGUGGCUGGAGUGUCUCAGGGGUUUGUGUUGAAGACUGAGUUCAUCCCUGCAAAGCACAGAGCGUUCCUUCUGCCUCUGGCCACUAUCUUCUGGAUGCUUGGCUCCAUCCUCAUCAUAAUCCUGGGGAUGCUGGUGGUCCCCACACUGGGCUGGAGAUGGAUGAUUCGCUUAUCUGUUGCACCAAGCGUGAUUCUCAUUUUCCUGUUUAAAUUCAUUCCAGAGUCUGCACGUUACCAUGUUUCAGCAGGAAACCUUCCAGCUGCCGUUAAAACAUUGCAAAAAAUCGCAAAGAUGAACAGAGCAUCUCUUCCACCAGGAAUAUUGAUGGAACCUGCUUUGACAGAGAGAGGGAAUUGGAGGCUUCUGCUCAGUCCAUCCUUGAGGAGGACAACUUUACUGCUCUGGUACUCUUGGUUUGUAGCUUCAUUUGCAUAUUAUGGCUCAGUGUUGAGUAGUUCAGAACUGUUAGAGAAGAACCUGUUGUGUGUAAAAAAUGCAGACCACGAGCACCAGAUCAAACACCGCCAAGAGGACGGACUGUGUUACUGCAUUCCAUUUGCGUACAAUGACUAUCAAACUCUGCUCAUCAGUGCUUUUGGAGAAGUUGCCCUCGUCCCACUUAACAUUGGCCUUUUGAACUUGUUUGGAAGAAAGACGAGUUUGGCAGUUUUACAGUUGCUGGCAGCUGUAUUUUUUUUGUUAAUCAAUAUUUGCACCACCAUGUUCGGUUUCACGGUUCUGUUCUUCCUCAUCCGUUCACUGGUUUCCAUGAACUUUAACGUUGUUUACAUCUACACAGCCGAGGUAUACCCCACGGUUGCUCGUUCGCUCGGUAUGGGCUUUUGUACAUCGUUCAGUCGCAUUGGUGGGAUGAUUGCACCAUUCAUUGCACAGGUGUUGAUGUCCCACUCUGUGAUAGCGGCCCUUUGUCCGUUUUCUGUCGCCUGUUUCAUUUGUGGUUUAGGAAACUUUCUGCUGCCAAUUGAAACUAAAGGACGAGCUUUGCUGCAAACCCAUUGA